Messenger RNA from Dendronephthya gigantea, 1751 nucleotides. RefSeq lists its product as uncharacterized. Bases 44 to 1174 code for a protein of 376 amino acids. NCBI's taxonomy places the organism in Eukaryota, Metazoa, Cnidaria, Anthozoa, Malacalcyonacea, Nephtheidae. Gene Ontology annotation, cellular component: extracellular region. The transcript has 4 exons. The record is from RefSeq and is a predicted model, not a curated record.
GAUUCUGAGGACCUCGGCUUGUUCCAGGCCCGCUUAUAUAGUAAUGAACGGAGAACCGAAACGCAAAACUAAGGAGCAAGCUCAACACAACAGGCUAGAGAAGUUCCAAGAGGAUGUGAUUAUUGCACACAACAAGUUCCGUGGUAAGCAUCAUGCAGCACCAUUAAAGUGGUCAGCGGGGCUAGCCGAAGGCGCAAGGCAGUGGGCAACUAAUUUGUCAGAGAAAGGAAAUCUUAGACAUUCAAAUCAAGCAUUCGUCGGUGAGAAUAUCUGGAUUGGCAAGGAUGAAAGAAUUUCUGGAACACGCGUAACUCAUUUGUGGUACAACGAGAUCGACAGUUACGACUUUGACGCCCCGGGCUUCAACACGAAAACAAGGAAUUUUACCCAAAUUGUCUGGCGUGAGACGACGUCCAUAGGAGUGGCGAAGGUUCGCGCGCCAGACGGUGUCUGUGCGAUUGUCGCUCGUUAUUACCCAACCGCCAAUGUCAUAGGAAAGUUCGAAGAAAACGUUCUGAAAUGCACGGAAAUUCCACGAAAUUUUGUUCCAGUAUUACCUCCACCUCCAGAGAGCGUUAAAGAAGACUUUCCACAGGAACUACUCGUGACGCACAAUAGAUAUCGUAAGAAGCACGGGGUUCCCUUGUUGCAGUGGUCAAACGAACUCACGGAAGGAGCUAAACUUUGGGCUGAAGAAGUUGGUCGUCGGAGGGAAGUUCGCUCCUUUGGAAGUCCAGAAUACGGAGAAAAUAUAAUCGUCGUGGAGGGACAAAAUAUCUCUGGCGGUGUCGCGACGGAUCUUUGGUACGACGAAAUUAAGAACUACAACUUUAGAGAGCCGGAAUUGAAUAACAAAACAGGACAUUUCACGCAAGUCGUGUGGGCUUCGACGCGCUUUGUGGGAGCGGCGAAGAUGAAAACGUCGGAUGGAAGGUGCAUUGUCAUCGCUCGUUAUUUCCCCCCGGGAAAUAUACACGAGGAUUUGAGAAAGAAUGUGAAACCGACAAGAUCUCAAUCACAAACGGAUUUACCUGGACGUAAUCAAGACGUCUUUACGCACGGUCCACUGCCGAAGAAUAUUAGGGACCAGAUGACGCAAAACGACUCAAACGAUCAGGAUAUCCAAAAACAGCGGAAGAAACACGACAGGAAGUCGACAUGUAUAUUGCAGUGAGUUUGGGGUGACUAGCGGUCUUGAAUAUACGAUGUUUUGAGUUUAAAGAAAUGAAAUGUAGCCGGUCAGGAGCGCAUUGUCAUUGGCUGGAUUAUUUACAUUGGUUAUGAAAAUGCAAAAUCCACCAUAAUAAAAUAAAUAUUAUCUAGGACAGUUGAAGAAGAAAGAAUUUCUGAUCAUUGAGAACCCUGCAGUCUUAUGAAUUCCAUUUAAUUUCUCAAUUGCAUCAUAUCAGAGAUUAUCAAGUCUCAGGUUUAAAUGUCUGUCUGCGUGGUUUGAAUAUGCAAUUGAAUUUUCUGCAUGUUUAUUUUCGUCUUGUGAAAGGCAUUGCUUGCAUGCUUCAAGUCAUUUGCCGGCUGUGGUUUUACGGUUAACUCAAAAACAUUGGUCGUACUAAAAAAAUUGAUGUACGCCUAAUAUUACUUAUUGGUGUUGUCCAUAGCCGUAAAUUAUUGUUUAAAUUAUCAUAUAAUGUGUUCCCUAACUUUCCUUACCGUAUUUACUAAAAUCAUGACGUGACAUAAUUCGUGCUAGUGGAUAAUGUUAUUCGAUUGUAGCUAAUAAAAACCGAAUUUGA